Scatophagus argus is the source of this 2335-nucleotide messenger RNA. It is a transcript of the gene wipi2, whose product is annotated as WD repeat domain, phosphoinositide interacting 2. The transcript is spliced from 12 exons. Gene Ontology annotation, molecular function: phosphatidylinositol-3,5-bisphosphate binding; protein binding; phosphatidylinositol-3-phosphate binding. Gene Ontology annotation, cellular component: extrinsic component of membrane; cytosol; phagophore assembly site membrane. NCBI's taxonomy places the organism in Eukaryota, Metazoa, Chordata, Actinopteri, Scatophagidae. Gene Ontology annotation, biological process: nucleophagy; autophagy of mitochondrion; protein localization to phagophore assembly site. The record is from RefSeq and is a predicted model, not a curated record. Bases 177 to 1460 code for a protein of 427 amino acids.
UGCGCAAUAAGGGGAAGCAACAACCCCUAUGAAAAACAACAACAAUCACUAUAGCAGGGCUAGGAAAAAGAUAUGGCCCCUUGAAGCCCAACACCUCUGGUCCUUAGCACAGUAGUAAUCCCAGCCCAACUGCUGCUGUUUCUGCCGGAGCAUUAUAUGUCGAUGGUGCCAGGCCCAUGAACUUGGCCAGUCAAAGCGGGGAUGCUGGCGGAAGCCAGCUCCUGUUCGCCAACUUUAACCAGGACAACACGUCCUUAGCUGUCGGCACCAAAUCCGGAUACAAGUUCUUCUCCCUGUCCUCUGUGGACAAAUUGGAGCAGAUAUAUGAAUGUACGGACACGGAGGAUGUGUGUAUUGUGGAGCGUCUCUUCUCCAGCAGCCUGGUGGCCAUUGUCAGCCUGAAGGCUCCCAGGAAACUCAAAGUCUGUCACUUCAAGAAGGGAACCGAGAUCUGCAACUACUCCUAUUCCAACACCAUACUGGCUGUCAAGCUCAACAGACAGAGGCUGAUUGUAUGUCUGGAAGAGUCACUUUACAUUCAUAACAUCCGAGACAUGAAAGUGCUGCACACUAUCAGAGAAACUCCACCCAACCCCUCAGGAUUGUGUGCUCUUUCCAUCAGCAAUGACAACUGUUAUCUGGCCUACCCAGGGAGCGCAACGAUAGGAGAAGUUCAAGUGUUUGACACAGUCAACCUGCGAGCGGCUAAUAUGAUUCCUGCCCACGACAGCCCAUUAGCAGCUCUGGCUUUUGAUGCAAGUGGAACCAAACUGGCCACGGCUUCAGAGAAGGGCACAGUCAUUCGUGUCUUCUCAAUACCAGAGGGACAGAAGCUCUUUGAGUUUCGAAGAGGAGUUAAGAGGUGUGUGAGCAUCUGCUCACUGGCAUUCAGUAUGGAAGGCCUGUACCUGUCAGCCUCCAGCAACACAGAGACGGUCCACAUCUUCAAAUUAGAGACGCAGAAGGAGAAAUAUGUGCCAGCAGAGGAGCCCACCACAUGGGGAGGGUACCUGGGCAAGGUCCUGAUGGCAUCUACCACGUACUUGCCUUCUCAGGUUACGGAAAUGUUCACCCAGGGCAGAGCCUUCGCCACCGUGCGUCUGCCCUUCUGCGGACAUAAGAACAUUUGCGCCUUAGCUGUGAUUCAGAAGAUUCCCAGGUUGUUGGUGGCAGCAGCUGAUGGUUACCUGUAUCUGUACAACCUGGAUCCACAAGAGGGCGGGGAAUGUACACUUAUGAAGCAGCACAGGUUAGACGGCAGUGCGGAGCCAUCCAAUGAGAUCCUUGAGCAGGGGUCACUUGAUCGCCCACUUGUGGCCCAAACCUACAGUGCUGCAGUCACUAAAGGUUACUGCGAAGAGCAAGGGGCCGUGGGAGGGGCGGGACUAGAAGAUGACCUGAAUGACUUGCGUUUAGAGGAAGAGAACGAGCAACCGCCGCUCAUUCUCGAAACUGACUGACUUAACGAACGGCUGUACCCACCAAUCAGAGGGCUCCUCUGGUGCUGCUAUGAACAUGUGACACAAGGGGGGGCAGGGGCAGGAUUAAAGACUGGGGGUGUUUUUAAACGCUCAAAGUGUUCAAGAGCCUGUCUGUAAGUCUGUCAGUGCAUUUGUUUGUUCACCUACUUGUCCAACUUUUUUCUUCCCCCACUCCCUUUCCCUCAGUUUUGCCUGCGCAGGCCAAACUGACGCUUUGCAUGUACAUGUGCCAACCGCUAAAAACAUGCUCCAAUGUGAAAACGAGUAUCUGUGAGUGUGUAUGUUGGACAUUUGAUCAAAAAAAAAGAAAAAAAAGUAGCUGUGUCUCCACUUAAGACACACACACACUGACGCAAGCACUGUGUAAUACGAUAGUGAUUGUGUAAGUGCCUCGCUGCCCCAGUGUCAUGGUUUCUUCUGUUUGAGACGAGGGGGAUCUUUUGGCUUAAUAAAAUGUAUUUUCAGUUGUUGGAUCUUAAUUGAAAGUGUCUAUGAUGUUUUCUUACCCUUUUCUUUCAUAUGUGCAGUCACACACUGUCCUUCUAGGAGUGUGGCAUCAACUUUACCCGCUUUUGGCAUGAGGCAGAGGUGUUUGCGAAUAAUAAUGUGUGUCUGUGCCCUUGUGCUGAGACUUCAUUUCUACGUAUGUUUGUAUGCUGGGCAUGUACAUUAGCAAAACACUGGAGUUAUUAGCCUCCUUUUGUCCCCGUUCACUUUUACCUCAUCCAAACAGAGGCUCAGUGGACCUUCCUGCCCCAGCCCUCCCUCCUCUGAUCUGCAGUCCUUGGUUGAUUUUAAACUCAGAUAUUAAUGAUCUUUUUUUUUUUUUAAAAAAAAGAAAAAAAAAAGCCAAC